CCCCGCUGGCCGACGCUGGCGGCGUAAGGCGCGCGGGGCUCCGCGGAGCGGGCGCGGCGGAGCGGCGGAGCCCGGCCCUCCCCGCCGAACAUGCCGAGGCCGGCCCCGGCAGCGCGGGAGCCGGAGCGGGGGCCCGAGCCGGAGCGCGAACGUGCGCGGGGCCCGGAGCGGGGGACGCCGCGCUGCUGAGCUCGGCCGCCGCCGCCCGCGGGCCCCAGGCGGGGCGCAGCUGGGCGUCACGAGAUUUAAGGCGGUGGGACCCGUUGGCAGAAUGUCUUCUCUCCCUGCAAGCGACCCUGAGGCCACCAAGAUGAGCACCGCGGCCGGGCCUGUGAGUGCGCCCAGGUCUCAGUAGCUGGGGGCCGAGGGCCACCAGACGCCAUGGUGUACUAGGCCGAGCGCGAGCUCAGCUUUCGCACUCGGAUCUCACGGCAGAGUCACCGUGGAGAGGCCAGGGUACCACAAACUUAUGGAUUUUGACAAGAAAGGAGGGAAGGGGGAGUCGGAGGAGGGCCGGAGGAUGUCCAAGACGGGCACGAACCGGAGCAACCACGGCGUCCGCAGCUCGGGGGCCAGCUCGGGGGUCCUGAUGGUGGGCCCCAACUUCCGAGUCGGCAAGAAGAUAGGCUGUGGGAACUUUGGAGAGCUUCGCCUAGGAAAGAACCUGUACACGAACGAGUACGUGGCUAUCAAGCUGGAGCCCAUCAAGUCCCGGGCCCCGCAGCUGCACCUGGAGUACCGCUUCUACAAGCAGCUGAGCACGGCAGAGGGCGUCCCUCAGGUCUACUACUUCGGCCCAUGCGGGAAGUAUAACGCCAUGGUGCUGGAGCUGCUGGGGCCCAGCCUGGAGGACCUGUUCGACCUGUGCGACCGCACCUUCACCCUGAAGACGGUGCUGAUGAUCGCCAUCCAGCUGAUCACGCGCAUGGAGUACGUGCACACCAAGAGCCUCAUCUACCGCGAUGUGAAGCCCGAGAACUUCCUGGUGGGGCGGCCGGGCAGCAAACGGCAGCACGCCAUCCACAUCAUCGACUUCGGGCUGGCCAAGGAGUACAUCGACCCCGAGACCAAGAAGCACAUCCCGUACCGCGAGCACAAGAGCCUGACGGGCACGGCGCGCUACAUGAGCAUCAACACGCACCUGGGCAAGGAGCAGAGCCGCCGGGACGACCUGGAGGCGCUGGGACACAUGUUCAUGUACUUCCUGCGCGGCAGCCUGCCCUGGCAGGGGCUCAAGGCCGACACGCUGAAGGAGCGCUACCAGAAGAUCGGGGACACCAAGCGCGCCACGCCCAUCGAGGCGCUGUGUGAGAGCUUCCCGGAGGAGAUGGCCACCUACCUGCGCUACGUGCGGCGCCUGGACUUCUUCGAGAAGCCGGACUACGACUACCUGAGGAAGCUCUUCACCGACCUCUUCGACCGCAGCGGCUACGUGUUCGACUACGAGUACGACUGGGCCGGGAAGCCCCUGCCGACACCUAUCGGCACCGUGCACACUGACGCCCCCUCCCAGCCCCCUCACCGCGACAAGGCCCAGCCCCCCAACAAGAACCAGGCGCUGAACUCCACGAAUGGAGAGCUGAACGCGGACGACCCCACCGCGGGCCACUCCAACGCCCCCAUCGCCGCCCCCGCCGAGGUCGAGGUGGCCGACGAGACCAAGUGCUGCUGCUUCUUCAAGAGGAGGAAGAGAAAAUCGCUGCAGCGACACAAGUGAGGCCCCGCCGUCCCCGGAGCCCCGGCCGCGUCCAGGAGGCCGCGGGGUCCUCGGCGCCAUGGGCCCCCUGGACCGACGUGAGGCGCCCUCCUCGGGGACUCGGGGUCACUUCCUUCACACAGGACUUGGGCGGAAAUGUCUGCGCCCCCGCGGCGCCCCCUUGGAGAGCACUAACUAUUUAAUAACCCCGGGAGAGAGGCGCCCCGCCGCCCCCGCUGCGCCCCCGUUAGCUCAUAAAGUCCAGCUUGUCCCCUCGAUCCAAAGGCCGUUUUCUCGAGGGGGGCAGGCCCGGGGCGUGGGGGUCACGGGAGGCCACCGGAGGGAGGUGCGUGCGCUGCCACAAUGCUGCACCAAAGCCGGGGCGGGGCGGUCACCGCGCAGGGACCGGCCUGGCCCGCGGAGCCAGGGCCGCCGCCGUGGUCCCUUCGUGCUGGGCCCGCGGGACAGAAUCGCCUUAAUGCCCGGCCCGGGCAGCGGAGAGGCGGGCGGUCCCAGGGAGGGCCCGGCGGGCCGCGGGAGCCGAGUUCUUGCUUUACAACGUGUACAGAAAUGAACUUAUGUUUCUCCGGCGCUUCCUUGAAGCCAUAGAGUUUAGGGGCUUUUUUUAAAAAAAAUAAAAGAAAACGAAACCA
Molecule: messenger RNA, 2349 nt
Organism: Peromyscus leucopus (white-footed mouse)
Lineage: Eukaryota; Metazoa; Chordata; Mammalia; Rodentia; Cricetidae
Gene: Csnk1g2
Product: casein kinase 1 gamma 2
Exons: 12
Coding region: 470-1717 (415 amino acids)
Biological process (GO): signal transduction; endocytosis; peptidyl-serine phosphorylation
Cellular component (GO): cytoplasm; nucleus; plasma membrane
Molecular function (GO): protein serine/threonine kinase activity; ATP binding
Source: RefSeq, a predicted model, not a curated record